Hippoglossus stenolepis (Pacific halibut) is the source of this 4466-nucleotide messenger RNA. It is a transcript of the gene hps3, whose product is annotated as HPS3 biogenesis of lysosomal organelles complex 2 subunit 1. Bases 205 to 3453 code for a protein of 1082 amino acids. Gene Ontology annotation, cellular component: cytoplasm. Lineage: Eukaryota; Metazoa; Chordata; Actinopteri; Pleuronectiformes; Pleuronectidae. Gene Ontology annotation, biological process: organelle organization. The record is from RefSeq and is a predicted model, not a curated record. The transcript has 25 exons.
UGGACUUCCUGUGUUGCAGCGUGAAAUCAAUAAAAGUGCAGAGUGAAGGAGGAAGAGGAGAAGAAACGGAGCAGAGAAGGGGGGAAACAGAGGAGGAAGAGCUUGAUGGGUUUCUCUGCCUCGCCACGUCACCAAUAGAAGAAGAGGAAGAAGAAGAAGCCACAGUCUGCGGCUCACAAACAUCUCCGCCCUCCACUGAAGUCAAUGAGCUCUCCAAGAAGCAGGGCCAACAUGGUGCACGUGUACAACUGUCAUCCCUACGCCUCGCAGCAGAUAGUGCAGGUGGAGCAGGAGCCCGGGUUGGUCUGCUGUGGAGGUGGAGCUCUGUUCGUGGUGGCUUCUGGAGGAUGCAAGGUGGAGGCGUACAGUGUGGAGCAGGAGGGCUGCCCGCUCAUCUGCCGCUUCUCCACCAUGGGCACAGUGAGGAGCAUCCAGCACAGCAAGACAGGGGACUACCUGGUGACCAUUGAGGAGAAGAACAGCGCCACCUAUCUGAGAGCCUACACCAACUGGAGAUACCAGGCCGAGGGGAAAGCCCGUGUCGGGGUGCGUUUGCUGGGCCACCUGCUGCGGGGGGCGUCUGUGCGGGGCGGAGUGCAGAUGGAGAUCAUUGAGAUCCCCCUGUCGGAGCAUCCUGUGGCUGUGGCGUGUUGCUCGGUCACCGGGGACCUACUGGUCGGCUGCGAGAAAACCCUGGUUCUGUUCACGUUGAGGAGACCGAACCAGCAGAGCCUGCAGAGUCAGAGUCCCUGGCCGAACACUCAGCAGAGCUCCAGUCAGAGUCAAGGUCAAACCUCAAGCUCAAACCAAAAUGUUUCCAUCCUGGACUUUGAACGCUCCGUCAUCGUGCACCUUCCGAAAAUGUCCCUUAAACAGGUGGCGCUGUGUGGAGGAUAUGUUGCAGUGCAGGCGGAGCUGGAGGUGCUCGUACUGAAACUGGAAGCAUCUUCUGAACCUCAAACCCCGGACGACUCCUCGGACACAAAUACAUGUGACGAUCCUCUGGAGGACCAGUCCGACCUCCUGCUCAUUCCGAGGCAGCAGGAGUUGCUGGGUGAUCGAGCUAAAGACUGUGACAUCCCUGUCAGCAUUGAGAAGACGGGGCUGGAGGACAAAGGACAGUACACGCUGUCAUAUGUUCUUUUCAGGCGUUUUACUCCAGAGUUUUUCCAGGGCUGCAGUGUGGAGGAGACGCAGCUCCACUCCCUGCAGCUCUACCCGCUGUACACCAGUAGCCAGUCAGCGUCCACAGAGGAACCAGCGUGUGUGUUCUGCUUCUUCUCGCUCCCCAACGCCGGCUACCUGUACAGUCUGAAGGGCGGAGUCGAGCUGCUCUCAGCCUAUCAGUAUCCAGAGAAGGUCCUGGAGGCGGUGCUAACAGACCACCUGCUGCAUGUCAUUACCAAGAAUGCGUUGCAGUGUUUCACAGUGCGCUGUGCGGCCGUAGCAGCCAGGAUGGAAGACCCCUACAUCGAUACCACCAUGAAGGCCUGUCCGCCCUGCAGCCUGGAGGUGUGCGCCCUCCGGAUGCAGCUGUUUAUCGGCCUGCGCUCAGUGUGUGUCUACGGCCGCCACGUCAUCCUGCUCUCUGCCGCCGACAUGGAGACGCCAGACGAGAGCGAACGCAGCACACAGCGCCGCGAGUUGAAAAAACACACCACGCUGACUGGUAUUUUCCUGGCGGUGGGAAUCGACCCCGCAACCACGCCGGCUCUGGAGAGCUUUCUGUCACGCCCCUUCCUGAGCAGGAAGUGGACGAUCUCCUCUCCUAAAGAAACCAGCGCAGCCGGACAUGGAUGGAACCUGUACGUGGUCGACACCGUCUCGCCCCUCGUGCUCUACCGAGAGAUGGUGGAGUACAGCCGACACUAUUCGGAGACCAACCCACAGGCCCAAAGCCUCCGACACCUCCUCAGUGAGGCUCACCUCCUCCUCUGCGCCUCCUCACUGCAGCAGAGCAGCGAGGGCAACCACACGGUGUCUCUGCAGAAAGAUGCAGACAAACAGACGGAGGGACAGACAGAGGGACAGACGGAGGGACAGACAGAGAGACAAGAAGUGCAGGAGGCUCUGAGGCAGAACUGUGCACAGCUGGGAGACUGUUACAGCAGGGCGAGCCAGAAGGACUGUCACCAGGCUCUGCCGUACUACAGGAUGUCCGGACUGUCAGUCACAGAGGUCCUCGUCAGGAACCGCCCACUUCCCAGCAGCCCUCACUCCUAUGGCCUCGGCUUCCUGUUUUACCUGAAACAUUUCCUCUUCGAGGAAACGGAGCAGAGCCUCAGUCAGGAAUCAGCCGAUGAGGUCAUAGACAUUUUCAGCCAAUCAGAUCCCUCAGAGAUCAUCAGCGUGUGUGCCAGCCCGUCCAUGACCAACAUCAGUCCCGCCCGGACGCUGCGAAUUUUCCAACAUCUGGAGGCCACGGCUGGCGUGUCGGUCCCACUGACCAUCACCAUGGCAACCAUGAUGCUGCGUCUAGACGACCUGCCACAGUACACACAGCUGAUGGACAGACAUCCCGAGAUGCUGCUGGUGUAUGGUUUCAUCGACGAGCCGAGGCUCCUGCUUCACGGUGGAGGCGGCGGCCCGCACACACGCGUUCGUCCCACAUCGCUGACUCGCCAGCUGUCAAAGUCCCAGCCAGGACUGCUGGUAGCCGGCAUGGUGGCUCUGCAUGAGAACAACAAGGCUCAGCUGGAACAGGCUGAUCACAUAUUCAAGGAGCUGGGCUGUGAGAAUUGCUUACUGGUGGAUUUCUGGGAGGCGACGCUCAUGGCCUCUUCACAGGAAGUUGUCAUCCAGGAGCUUCUGUUCAGACUGGCUUCUGUCUACAUCGAGCGGCUGACGCACACAAACUCAGGCGCACACUCCAGCCUUCCUCGCACUCGUCCACAACGCAGGCCGCUGAAGAGCGCUGACGAUCUGAUCAACUCCAGCUCCCAUUACGGCUCCUUGUACCCGUGGCUCACUGUUCUGUGUCCAGCUCACACUACCAACUUCCAGCACCAGGAGGCGUUACACAAACUGCAGUCUCUCCUGUGUGGUCCGUCCAUGUCCAUUGGUUCUGUCCUCCCUCUGUUGGAGCGUCUGUCGGAGGAAACCCUGUGGGGCUUCAGCCUGCACCUCCUCUGCGCGACCAGAAGGGGGCAGUUUGACAGCAGCAUAGAGAAGUUGCUGGACCGAUGUCCUCAGGCCAUUAUCGCCUUCGCUAACCACCAUCUGCAGGACAGACACAUGGCGUUGUGGUGGCAGAAGCUGCUCCCGGAGCUGUGUGAUCGCACGAGAGCUGCAGCGGACAACAGCAUCCUACUGGCUGCUCUCAAAGAAACACUGGUGGUGGUUGCCACGGAGACCAGCCCAGCACAGUUCCUGGAACUCAUACCUGACGACGGCACGGCAUCGUACUUCCUGCCUCACCUGUUGACAUGUAGCCAGAGACACCUGCUUGCCUGAGACACGCUGACACGCACGAUAACACAAAGACAAAUGUGUCACCGCUGGUGGCAGAAGGUUAACGUUCCACUCAGGAUCGGGAACGGUCGUCGUUGAAGAUGAUUCAUCACUGAAAGAAAAAUCCUGAUUCUAUAAUAGGAGCACAAUGACCAGCCCUUUGGGUGGAUUAGCCAAACAAACACAGUGAUUAAAACUUCAAUGACAGUAAUUCACAAACCAUGACAGUAUAUUUAUAUUAUAUCAUCAUUGUGUCAGUAUUAAAAUUAAAGUAGUUAGGAAACAUCAAGAUGACUGUAAAACCACACUUUGAAUAAAGAUGGACGACACGCCACCACUUCCUCUGGUUUUACAAACAAGAAGCAAUAUAUAUCCCAGAUGCGGGGGCAGCCAUCUUGCGAGAAGGCCGGGUUUAUGACCUUUACUUCAAUCAGUCAUCAGGGGAUGAUUGGCAUCACUUGUGCGGAGCCAUCAUUAUUAUCUAUGAUCUGAACCAAACCCUCUGACUCAGGCUUUGUUGGUUGACAAUGAGAUAAAAACACAAACUGUACCGUCAGUGAAAACAUUCCAUGUUACUACGCCCAAGACAAAAAAACUGAUCAGCAAAACCAGGAAGUAGUUGAGUAUUUUCUACUGUGGUGAUUUGUCCUGCAAGUGUUCUUCUGUGUCAUUGUUUGCAGAGAUCUGUGUUAAAUAUUUUAGAGCUUCAUGUUUUGUUGUAUUAUUUAUAUUUGCAAGGAACUAACCUUGAAAUAUUCUAUAUCAUGACAUAGUUUCACCAUUUCACCCAAAAGUUAUUUCAUUUAAAUAAAAAUACAAAUUCCUUAUUCCUUUUCCUCCCCACAACAAAAAUCUGAAUAUCCAUGCUUCUUAUUUAAAGUCAGUAAAGAACAAAUGUAAACUGUAUCUCACACGUUGUUAACCUGAGUUGCAUGAAGUGUCUGAUAAUACAAUCACUCCUGCAGGAUAAAGGAAUGUUGUGCUGCUGCUUCAGUUGACUGACAUUGUUUACAGAU